Messenger RNA from Polyodon spathula (Mississippi paddlefish), 3433 nucleotides. Its product is annotated as M-phase inducer phosphatase 1-like. Gene Ontology annotation, molecular function: protein tyrosine phosphatase activity. Gene Ontology annotation, biological process: protein dephosphorylation; positive regulation of G2/M transition of mitotic cell cycle; G2/M transition of mitotic cell cycle. The record is from RefSeq and is a predicted model, not a curated record. The transcript has 14 exons. The coding region runs from base 1106 to 2629 and encodes 507 amino acids. Lineage: Eukaryota; Metazoa; Chordata; Actinopteri; Acipenseriformes; Polyodontidae. Gene Ontology annotation, cellular component: cytoplasm; nucleus.
UUGUGUGCACUGCAGCGGGUAGGCUGCAAAAGUUUAUUCAUUUUAAUAAAGUUAUUCUUUUAUAAACUAGCCCAACAAACCAUGAGACCUUAUAAAAGUAGCCCAAAAAGUAGCAACCAACGGCUGUCUUUUUAAAGUAGCCCAAUCCCGCGGGAAAACCGCGGACCUGGCAACACCGGACCCAUAAUGCAAUUUCGCGCCCAAAGGGAUUGAACGUUUCACUGCAGAGUGUCAAUCAAUAUAGAGCACCAAUCAGAAAGGAGAAUCGCCUGCAUAUCCCACCUUUUACAGACGCCGUUAUAAGGAUAAGCUCCGCCCAGAACGGGGGUCUUGGUUUCAUCUUUCUGUUGGUUUUGCGUUAGGCGGGCGUUGUGACUGUGGGGGAGAAAAAAGAAAAAUAACGUAGAUGGCCCAUGGUUUUAUGAAGACGAUUCAGUGUGUUAAAGAAAAAUAAAAAGACAUUCGCGUUUCAGCAUAGUAUAGCUUCAACAGUAUGAGUUAGAAUUGCAAACGCCGGUUAAUUUUAUUAAGACUAACAGCGUGUCUGGCUUAAAUGGAAUUAAUUACCAGCCUGGACUGAAGCAAGUCAAGCGAACUCGCGUGACAGUCAGUUAAUAAUUCCAGUUGCUGGCGCGUCCUUUAAAGAGGCGCGUGUGUGUGCUGAAGGCAUCGUACUGACGUUUUUCUGCAACCUGCCUGCGUUGGGUUUUUUUUUCGGGACGCCGUGUCUUCUGUCUGCUCCUAUCCACAAUAUCUACGAAGGAGAUUUGUGAGUAGCAAAUAAAUACAUAAAAUAAAAAGGCCUCCUCAUAACUGAAAAAGAGCAAUUGGCUAAUGUUAACGUGCACCAACGGAAAAUAAAUAAUAAAAUGACAGUAUGGGCCCCAGCGAGUUAUGCUAGCUCCAUAUAGAACAAAAGGAACGAAAUUUACACGAGUUUGCAUUGCAUUGGACUUGCUUUUGUUUUCUUUUUGAAUGAUAUAUGACACACAGACUGGACAGGAAGACGGGCAGAAAUCCACAACCUAAACACCAACAGACUCAAGCUAGUAAUCAAGUGGUUCCUGUCGUGCGGCGCUAAUGCACGUCUUCUCGUGACUGACUGAUGGAUUCUCCUGUCGGACCUGAGAUCGAAAGUAAAGCUCCACGGGUCGGGGAGAUGGACUGUCUUUGGAAAUUAUCCCCAGACUUAGGACUGUCGCCAGUUUCUGACCUGUCUGUCAACAUGGGAAACCUACCCUUUGAAGAAAGCACCACCCCCAGGAGAAAACUGCAGCUGUCCCCAGAGCUCCUGACUCCGAGCCCCACUCCAGCAAUCAACGUUUCCCCGGAGACACAGAUGCUGACAGGCUGCAUCGUUCCACAGGAACCCAGCGGGAAGAGACGUGGCGAUAGGCAUAGCAGUCCUAAAAACUCUAUGCCUAAACCAAGAAAGCAGUCUGGAAGAGAUCAACUGAAGAAAGAAGAGAAUGAAUCCCGAGCAGACAAAGAAAAUAGACGAUGUCGAGUUAAACUGUUUACUAGCCCAACUGCACCCAAAAGCAAAUGGAAAUCUGGAGGUAGAAAGAGCAAGAGCCCAGAGAGUGAGGAGCUCUGUAAUCGGAGCAGGAAAGAGGCUUCGCGGGAGAGCGAUCCAGCGAUACACAGAGUGCCCUCUUUCCGAGUGGUACAGUCCAGACAGCAGGUUCCCCCAGUGGAGAUGCCAGACCCGUCGGCCGAAGACAGAAACCGGAUUGGAGAUUUCAGCAGGCCUCACCUCCUCUGUGUGGAAAAGGGAGAUCAUCAGGACCUCCACUACGUCUCACCACAGACGGUGGCAUCAGUACUGAGAGGCGAGUACAGCGGUGCUGUAGAGAGGUAUCUCAUUAUCGACUGCCGCUAUCCCUAUGAGUACAAAGGAGGCCACAUCAGGGGAUCCUUGAAUCUACAUAGUGAGUCUCAGCUCCUUGCUGCCUUGCUUCAGGAGCCAACCUUGUCUAGGUCCUCACCACGAGCCAAGCUGCAGGAGAGUCCAUCUACACAAGUCAUGCUACAGGACAACCCCCCUGUGAAACCCAUUCUGCCAGACAGCCCCUCCACAACUGCACCUGAGCAGGAGAGUCCUCCUACGAGAACUGCAUUACAGGAGAGUCCUCCUACGAGAACUGCAUUACAGGAGAGUCCUCCUACGAGAACUGCAUUACAGGAGAGUCCUCCUACGAGAACUGCAUUACAGGAGAGUCCUCCUGCGAGAACUGCAUUACAGGAGAGUCCCUCGACCCCAGCCACAUCGAAGGAAAGUGCUCUUGGGAGAAUCACUGUACAAGAUAGCUCCACUCCAAGAACCCUGCUCAUCUUCCACUGCGAGUUCUCUUCAGAAAGGGGCCCUCGGCUAUGUCGGUUUAUACGGAAGAUCGACCGAAACUUGAAUGUUUAUCCUCAACUGUAUUACCCAGAGAUAUAUAUUCUGAAGGGAGGUUACAAGGAAUUCUACACCCUGUUUCAGAGCCUCUGUGAGCCAUGUGGCUAUGUGCCUAUGGUUCACCAGGACUUUGCUGAUCAGUUGCGAAGAUAUCGGAGGAAGAAGCGUUCUAGGCCAUCUCUGUUUGGGAGGAGGAAGCAGCUGGUUGGACCGGGAAUGGAGGCGUGAACUGAGACUAAUGGGAAAAUGAAGAUAAAUGGCAUUGGGCAGAAUGGAGUGAACUUAUAUGAACUGGGAACUGGAGUGAAUCUGAAUUGAGGGUUGAACUGGAAUGGGGAAUCAGUAAAUGAGGACAGUGCAACUGGGAUGAGGCCAAUGUGUAAUAAGAAAAUAUUUAAAAGAAAAUAUUUAACUUGACUAUUAUAAAAGGAAUAUUUAAAACAUUAAAUGUAUUUGUUUUUAUAAAAGAUUAAGAACAGAGUUUGAGAUGCCUUGAGUAUAGCUCAUGAGGAAAAACAAAAUCAUGAUGUCAUUUUAAAUGUGUCUUCUUGUGGCCUAUUGUUUUCUGUUUAUUGUUCUUAUUUAUACAAGUUUACAAAAAUUAGUAAGAAACAUCUUAUUCCAUUUACAAAAAGGUGGAGGGAACUUUGCACUUCAGUCACAGCCCCAUUAACUUUAUAACGGAGCUAAUCAGAUAUCAAGCUGGUUAAAAUGUUAAUUUAAUUUCCCUGUGUAAGGCUGAGCUCACUGGGAACCAAUGAGUUAAAACAUGUUGAGAACACUGCCACUGCAGACACCAGCCAUUCUUCUCCUCUGCCAGCAGGGGUCUCCUCUCUCUCUCUCUCUCUCUCUCUCAAAAGACCUGUUUCUUACUCCACUGAUGCUGCACAAUCAGUGGUCUCUUCAUCAAUACUGAGGGUCUAAACUAAUAGCUGGAAUCACGGUCUCUCUCAUCCCACCUCCUGCUGUUUCUCCCUCCAUUGCAGGUCUCAAUAAACUAUGUAGCAGUUGCAACCUGCAGUCCAAAGAAAA